This is a messenger RNA of Colletotrichum chrysophilum, 663 nucleotides long. RefSeq lists its product as uncharacterized. The transcript is spliced from 2 exons. The coding region runs from base 1 to 663 and encodes 220 amino acids. Gene Ontology annotation, molecular function: acyltransferase activity, transferring groups other than amino-acyl groups. NCBI's taxonomy places the organism in Eukaryota, Fungi, Ascomycota, Sordariomycetes, Glomerellales, Glomerellaceae. The record is from RefSeq and is a predicted model, not a curated record.
AUGGCUCCCUCGUCUGUCAUUCCGCCCCGUCCCGACGUCAACCUCCGUCAUGCGACAGUCGAUGAUGUGGAUACCCUCGCUGCCAUCGCUGAUGCGGCAUUUCAGACGGAUUCACACACUCAACUCAAAGCUGUCUUUCACGGCGACUCCUCAUUUAAAGAUGGCAUGGGCGAGGGCUUGAAAGGGUGGCUACAGUCGCCGAAGGUGGAUCUCCUAGUUGCCGAGAUCUCGGGCAAGCCGGCUAUCUCGGCCGAUACCAUUGAUCCGGCCAAGCCUCCGACAAUCAAGGAUCUUGAAGAUCUCGGUAACGAAUCUAUGCAAUACUGGGUCAACAGGCUGCAACCGGAAGGCUGCCGGUGCCGGAUUGUGAUCAGCUGCGUAGUCCAUCCGGACUUUCAAGGGAAAGGAAUUGGGUCACGCCUCAUACGCUGGGGCACGGAGAAGGUAGAUCAGGAGGGAACUUACUGCUGGGUUCAAUCUUCGAUGGGUGGGGUGCCGGCAUACGAGAAGUACGGUUUUAGAGAGGUCGGCAGACUGGAGGCUAACCUGGAUGUCUACGCCGAGGGUAACAAGCCUGGUGAGAGGUACGAGAAGAUCACAGGAAGCGCAGACUCAUGGGGAAAGUAUGAAUGGGUCUACAUGAAGAGGGUUGCCACCCUGUGA